UCUUUUGAAGUUCCUAUUUUAUUUGUUGGCUACACUUUUGUUUGAUUUUUAAACCGAUAUUCAAUAUGUUUGGCUGCACCAUUUGUGAGCACAGGAAGAGUGUGCUAAGCACUCCGCCGGAGUUCGAGCUUCGGCGUCUUAGGGCAAACACGGAUGAGAUGGAAAUCUAUGGUCUAUCCAACUAUUGCAAUGUUUGCCAGCGUGUUACCUUUUUUGUGAAUCCACAGAACUUUGAGGGCCCUUCUCGCGCCUCAUUGGCAUGGAAUAUGUUUUGUUUUGCGGCAGAAAAGUUGGGCAGGUUGCCGACGCAGGAUGCAGAAGUGCAGACAAAACUUUCGGAAAUAUUCCGGGAGACGGCUGGUCAGCUGGAUGCACAAGAAUCAUCCUCUGCGGAUCUGAGGACACGGCCUACUGCUGUUCCGCAGUUUGAAGACACAGAGGAAGAAGAUUCCGCCACGGAAGUGAGUGAAACCGAUUCGGGGAUCACUCCAGUCAUAGGCGAUGUGCUGGACUCUGAAACGGAUUCUGUUAGUUCUCACAGCGUCAUGGACGUAAAGGUGCUCUACCGCCGUCAACCGAAUCCACAUAACAGAGAUCGUCCCAGCUCCACGCUGAAGAUCAGCGCCGUGGGCCACUUGAGCGCAAGAGGCUGGCCUCGACAGCAGCGCAAACUGAAGGAGAACCGAAGGCGGCUGGAGGAAUUGGCCAGCAUCAUGCGUCGCAUCGAAGCGAAAUCCAUCAAGCUGAAGUCGGAAAUGGUGGAGCUGGAGGACAAGCAGCAGCAGGAGGCGACCGUGGAGCGAAAGUCGCGAAGGCAACGCGUGGCUGCGGGCGGUUUGGUGCGCGGUGGUUCAUGGUGGCAACGCGAGAACUUGGAGCGGGUUUUCGGCAAAUGGUCAACGGAGCAAAGAGACACCAGAAUGGAGGCAGAGGCAAAUAUUCUGCUGCAGGCCAUAAGGCCACGAGUUGGGCAUCAGCGCAGGCGGAAGGAUGAUCAGGAAUCAGACAAAGAUCCGAGGGGAUCCAAGGAGCAUCGCUUGAAGAAGUGUGGAGCAAAGAAAGAACACAAAGAUGAGCGCAGGGAGACGGACAAUAACACGGAUUGGUCUAUGCAGAAUUUAUACAUAAACUCAUCCUCGACAGCGGAGAGAGCAGCCAUGCCUGACAGCUCCAGUCUCAGGGACAAUGAGCAUCUUGGCAAUCACCUGGAGAGUCCCAAAGAGAAUCCUGCACAGUUGCUGCAGAUCUGCAGGAAGCCCAUAGUCUGUCCAAUUGAUGGAGAGUGCCAGCAGCGCUGCUUUGUCUCGGACUUCAACACUCACGUGCAGCGCGACCAUCAAAAUGUUAUGUUGGAGCGCAUCAAAGUGGGGCAGACAAAGACCUUCCUGCUGGAUCUGAGACUCACGAAGAGGAGUCAACCCACGUGCCACAUGGUGUACUUUGUCAGGGAUCUGCUCAUCGACUCUCGAGGCGACAUGCUGCCCGUGCUCGUCAUGACUGCCCGCAGCCAUUACUGUGAUGUGUUUCCUGACAAGAUCAGCACCAAGGAUGCUGUCGCCCUGGAGGAUGAAGCGACGCAGUUUCUGCUCAUUUGGAUAUGCAGCUACAAGCCCACGAAUGCUCAUGUAAAGGCCACACUCUCCGUGGAGGCCACGUGCUCCGACAUGGCCGAGAGCCUGAUGGUGCGUACCGCACCGGUCUACGAUAUGCGAGCGCCGCAGGAUAUGCCCAGCAUUUUCCAGAGUCCUUCCACACUGGUCAUGCAAUACAACUUGGUUCGACGCAUCACACAGCGGGGCAAGCACUUGCUCACCGUUAAGGUGAAGAUUGAGUAGGGAAUUUAUUUACUUUGGAUGAUAAAAAUUGAAUGUGCUUAGGCAACUUUCAAGCUAGAAGCAAGCUGCAUUGUAGCUACAUGAAAACUGCCGCCUCACAAUGCAUUCGAUCCCAAAUUGUACAAGUUUUUGCCUUCUGCACAGCAUUUU
Molecule: messenger RNA, 1985 nt
Organism: Drosophila subobscura
Lineage: Eukaryota; Metazoa; Arthropoda; Insecta; Diptera; Drosophilidae
Exons: 2
Coding region: 66-1835 (589 amino acids)
Source: RefSeq, a predicted model, not a curated record